AUGGCAACACCCCAUAACUCUGCUCAGGUUGGCGAUUUCGCUGAAACAGUCCUCAUGUGCGGUGAUCCACUCCGCGCUAAGCUCAUUGCUGAGACAUAUCUUGAAAAUCCAAAGCUUGUCAACAAUGUUCGUGGCAUUCAAGGCUACACCGGCACAUACAAGGGAAAGCCAAUCUCUGUCAUGGGCCAUGGUAUGGGCUUGCCAUCAAUCUGCAUCUAUGCAGAGGAGCUUUACUCCACAUACAAGGUCAAGACAAUCAUCCGUGUUGGUACAUGCGGCGCAAUUGACAUGGACAUCCACACACGCGAUAUCGUUAUCUUCACCUCUGCUGGUACAAACUCCAAGAUCAACAGAAUCCGCUUCAUGGAUCACGAUUAUCCAGCCACAGCAUCUUUCGAUGUUGUUUGCGCCUUAGUUGAUGCUGCUAAGGAACUCAACAUCCCAGCUAAGGUCGGUAAGGGAUUCUCAACAGAUCUCUUCUACAAUCCACAAACCGAACUCGCACAGCUCAUGAACAAGUUCCACUUCCUCGCUGUUGAAAUGGAAUCUGCUGGCCUCUUCCCAAUUGCUGACCUUUAUGGCGCAAGAGCUGGCUGCAUCUGCACAGUUUCAGAUCACAUCCUCCACCAUGAAGAAACAACAGCCGAAGAACGCCAGAACUCCUUCCAAAACAUGAUGAAGAUCGCACUUGAAGCAGCAAUCAAAUUAUAA
Messenger RNA from Trichomonas vaginalis G3, 711 nucleotides. Its product is annotated as EcPNP-I-like purine nucleoside phosphorylase domain-containing protein. The record is from RefSeq and is a predicted model, not a curated record. The transcript has a single exon. NCBI's taxonomy places the organism in Eukaryota, Parabasalia, Trichomonadida, Trichomonadidae. Gene Ontology annotation, molecular function: uridine phosphorylase activity; purine-nucleoside phosphorylase activity. The coding region runs from base 1 to 711 and encodes 236 amino acids. Gene Ontology annotation, biological process: uridine catabolic process. Gene Ontology annotation, cellular component: cytosol.